AUGAAAUUCAAAAUAAGUGCAUGGGCUAUUUGUUUGGCGGCCAAGGGAAGGUGUAUAGUCACAGUCCCUUUUGACUCUGAUGUGCCUAGAGUAUGGGAUCGUAAAGCCAAAUCAAAUCACAACAGUUCAACUCAUGUAUCGCCUGUUGGAAAUACAAGCGCAGGAGCAGAUUUUGCCAUCAGUAGUCCACAUUUUCAACACGGACUGUAUGGACACACACAGCGUGUGUGCUGUAUUGCUGGAGCAGCAGACCGACCUGUCGUAAUUACUGGCAGCUGGGACUGGACUGCACGUGUAUGGUUUUUAGACACGUUUAAUAAUGAUCAUUCAAAACACGCACAUGGCCAUCGCAAAAAUAGUAGCUUGUCUCAAUCUGGACAUGCAGCUCCAGAGUUUUCCACACUAUCGCUGAAACGAUCUGAUUCAAGAUACACUGUAACUGUACUCAAAGGACAUGCUGGAUCUGUUCUUGCUGUUGCGCUUACACCGGAUGGUAAAAUUGCCAUCACUGGUGGGUGGGAUCGAUUGGUGCGUAUAUGGGACACUGCAUCAGGAAGAUGCAGACAGAUUGUAUCAGGUCAUACUUCUUGGGUGACCUCAUGGAUCCAUUCGGUGGCUAUUUCAGCCAACGGAUCUACUUUAAUCAGUGGAAGUCAAGACGCAAGUGUAAGGAUAUGGGACAUGAAGCAAGGAGUACAAGUACGUAAGUUGACCGGACAUCUUUCGCCUAUAUCAUAUGUUGCCAUUUCAAGCGAUGGACAGAUGGCUAUAUCUGGUGGUGGAGUGUAUGAAAAUAUAAAGGUGUGGGAUAUAAAAAGUGGUGAAUGCCUGCAGCAUAUUCCAGGGAGGGUUAUGAGUCCUCAAAGUUUGAUUUUGGUUGAAGGUGACGUUGCAUGCGGAGCAUCAUUCUAA
Messenger RNA from Batrachochytrium dendrobatidis JAM81, 912 nucleotides. RefSeq lists its product as uncharacterized. Lineage: Eukaryota; Fungi; Chytridiomycota; Chytridiomycetes; Rhizophydiales. Gene Ontology annotation, molecular function: protein binding. The record is from RefSeq and is a predicted model, not a curated record. The transcript has 2 exons. The coding region runs from base 1 to 912 and encodes 303 amino acids.